Molecule: messenger RNA, 2473 nt
Organism: Chionomys nivalis (European snow vole)
Lineage: Eukaryota; Metazoa; Chordata; Mammalia; Rodentia; Cricetidae
Product: disintegrin and metalloproteinase domain-containing protein 1a-like
Exons: 1
Coding region: 65-2473 (802 amino acids)
Biological process (GO): binding of sperm to zona pellucida; proteolysis; male gonad development
Cellular component (GO): external side of plasma membrane; sperm head plasma membrane; plasma membrane
Molecular function (GO): metalloendopeptidase activity
Source: RefSeq, a predicted model, not a curated record
GCCUAUUAAGAAGGGCUGCCGCUGAUGGACAUAGAUCCUACACUAUCAACGGUUUCUUUGGGCCAUGUCAGUGGCAGCAUCAGUGAGAGGGAUUGCCUCCAUUCUGUCUUCUCUACAGAUAACACAAGUGGCCUUAGAGACAGCUAAGAUAACAUCGCACAUUUGGGCUGCCCACCAGCUGAACUUGGCUGGGAGACUAGUGCCAGGACACCCGUCUGUCAAAGCGGGGCUCCUGGUGCUGUUAAUUUUUCUUCCAAGUACUUUCUGUGACAUAGGAUCUGUAUAUUACUCUUCCUAUGAAACGGUCAUCCCCAAGAGACUGCCAGUCAAGGGGAGUGAAGAUCCCGGAGGAAGGGUGUCCUACAUGCUGUUGAUGCAGGGCCGGCAGCAGCUGCUUCACCUGGAGGUAAAGGGAGACCACUCUGCGAGUAACUUCCCAGUCUACAGUUACCACAAUGGCGUCCUGGGGCAGGAAGUGCCCCUCCUCUCGCAGGACUGCCACUGUGAAGGCUACAUGGAAGGGGUGCCGGGCUCCUUUGUCUCUGUCAACAUCUGCUCAGGCCUCAGGGGCAUCCUGAUCAAGGAGGAAACAUCCUACAGCAUCGAGCCUGUGCUCUCCUCCAAAGAGUUCGAACACAUCCUGUACACUGUGGCACAUCAGCCUCGCGUCUCCUGCAGUGUCAUUCCCAAAGACAGCCCAGGGGACACUGGCCAGCAACAGAGGAGCAGGAGACCCGAUGGCCUGCGGGAGCUGUCUGACUUGUGGUCACACACCAAGUAUGUGGAGAUGUUCGUUGUGGUCAACCACCAGCGGUUCCAGAUGUGGGGCAGCAACGUCACUGAGACGGUCCGGGCAGUAGUGGACAUCAUUGCUCUGGCCAACAGCUUCACUAGGGGACUAAACACAGAGAUGGUGCUGGUGGGCGUGGAAGUCUGGACAGAGGGGGACCUGAUAGAGGCCCCGGUGGACCUGCAGGCUACACUGAGGAAUUUCAACCGCUGGAGACAGGAGGAGCUCCUGGGCCGUGUCAGGCAUGAUGUGGCACACUUGAUCGUCGGGCAUCACCCAGGAGAGAACGAGGGCCAGGCGUUUCUAGGUGGUGCCUGUUCUGGUGGGUUUGCAGCGGCUGUGGAGGCCUUCCAUCAUGAAGAUGUCCUGCUGUUUGCGGCGCUUGUGGCCCACGAGCUGGGGCACAACCUGGGAAUCCAGCACGACCACCCAGCCUGCGCCUGUGACCCUAAGCACUUCUGCCUCAUGCACGAGGAUAUCACCAAGGACAGUGGCUUCAGCAACUGCAGCUCUGACGACUUCUACCGUUUCCUCCAUGACCACAGAGGGGCCUGCCUGCUUGACAGGCCUUGGCACCAAAGCCGCAAGCGCAGAGCUGCCCGUUGUGGAAACGGUGUGGUGGAGGAGACAGAGGAGUGUGACUGUGGUUCUGCUUGUGACAGUCACCCAUGCUGUGAGCCAACGUGUACACUGAGGGACGGUGCAGAGUGCAGUGACGGCCUCUGCUGCUACAAUUGUAACUUCAGAAAGAAAGGGGCCUUGUGUCGUCCUGUUGAGGAUGUGUGUGACCUCCCCGAGUUCUGUGAUGGCCAUUCCCAAGAAUGCCCUGUAAACAGCUACAAGCAGGACGGCACGCUAUGUGACAGGAUUUAUUACUGCUCUGGGGGUUGGUGUAGGAAUCCUGAUAAGCAAUGCACAAAGAUCUAUGGGUAUCCUGCAAGAUCUGCCCCCGACGACUGUUAUAUUUUAAUGAACACCAAAGGGAACCGGUUUGGAAACUGUGGCCAUCCCAGCACGGCUAACUCAGGAUACGAAGCGUGUUCUGAUGAGGAUAUAUUUUGUGGCAAACUGGUAUGCACUGAUGUUAGUUACUUGCCACAAGUCAGACCCCUCCACACACUUCUCCAGGUUCCUUAUGGAGAUGACUGGUGCUGGAGCAUGGAUGCCUAUAACACCACUGAUGUUCCAGAUUUUGGAGAUGUACAGGAUGGUACUUACUGUGCCCCUAACAAAGUCUGCACGGAGUCCUUGUGCACGGAUCACACGGUGCUCCAGUACGACUGUGAACCAGAGGAAAUGUGUCAUGGAAAAGGAGUGUGCAACAAUCUCAGGCACUGUCAUUGUGAUGAUGGUUUUGCUCCUCCCGACUGCAACAGCCCAGGAAAUGGGGGCAGUGUGGACAGUGGUCCUGUUGGUAAGCCAGAUGAUCGAAACUUGAGUUUAUUUGUAAUUUUCGGACAAGAGAGGCCUAAGAUGGAGGAUGAUGAAGAUGUAAACAUGGAAGUGGUGCUGCUUGUGGUCCCUAUAUUUCUUGUCCUUUUACUGUGUUGUCUGAUGCUGAUCGCCUACCUCUGGUCUGAAGUACUAGAAGUGGUAUCUCCAGAGAGUUCAUCAUUGACUUCAACAGAAUCCUCAGAAGAAGCUCCUCCUCGAGGGGCUCCACCCCCUAGGAGGUAUUAUUGA